AUGAAGAAUUCAGCUAUGAUAGCCACGGGAAAACGUUUCUUUCCACUCUGUACAAAAUAUCUCACACACAGAACCAAACUUUCGCCUGAUAGUGUAUUAAUCAAACGAGUAUUAAUACACAUGUUAUUUCUCUGGUCGAGAGAGCCAGCCCCGGCACCGAGAGCCGGCCCCUGGUUCGCGUGGUUCGCCACAGCGUUGGUACUCUGGCGUUGCCGAAGAAGCGUCGUCAAGGCGAUUCUGGCUGCGUCGCCGUUAAGGUUGCUGAAGAGGCGCAAUCUUCUGCCCCAGACUUCCUCGAAGGCCUCGUCCACGGCGACGCUGACGAAACAACGGCUGAGACCGGAAAAUUCGAUGCUGCAGCGGAAACACAGGCACACGGGCAUCAGAACGAAAGUGAAACGACUGUGCACCGGCGACGGGCCGCACGUGACCAGCUCGACAUUCACGAUCCAGAGCCAACAAAUUCAUUAUAAAGUGACGAGAAGCGGCAAAAUAUACGGGAAAUAUCCGAACAAAGUCGCCACGCCGAUGACCAACGGCCAGGGAAACCAUUGA
Heterotrigona itama is the source of this 555-nucleotide messenger RNA. The record is from the annotation of a GenBank genome assembly. Lineage: Eukaryota; Metazoa; Arthropoda; Insecta; Hymenoptera; Apidae.